Molecule: messenger RNA, 1925 nt
Organism: Trichogramma pretiosum
Lineage: Eukaryota; Metazoa; Arthropoda; Insecta; Hymenoptera; Trichogrammatidae
Product: zinc finger protein OZF-like
Exons: 3
Coding region: 26-1612 (528 amino acids)
Biological process (GO): regulation of transcription by RNA polymerase II
Molecular function (GO): RNA polymerase II cis-regulatory region sequence-specific DNA binding; DNA-binding transcription factor activity
Source: RefSeq, a predicted model, not a curated record
CAUCAUUCGACAACGAAGCUUCAAGAUGGAAUCGAGUAAUUUCUCGAAGGUGCCAGUAGCUUGUACAAUCAGAGUCAAAAAAGAACCUCGUGAUGAGUCGUUUGAUGAGAAUUAUGGCGAAACAAUUGACCAAACGCACGACGUUAAAAAUGUUCGAUUCUGCAGAGAAUACUCGACGCUUCAAGAAAGUAAAGAAAAUUACAAAAAUGAACUCGACAAAAUGCGAAUCGAAUUCGAAUGUGUAGACGUUAAGCUCGAUUUAUCGGCAGUUGCGAAAAUUGAAGAUUACUCUCCACGUCAAUGGCAGGAUAUGAAGUACAGCGACGAUUACAAAACUGAAAGUACAGUCAAAUUAGAAACAGUUGGGAUAGUGAAGAAAGAAUUUUCAGGCGAAGAGGCAACGAAAUUUAAUCUUGAUCGUGGACUCAGCGAGCAGGAUGGAAAAAGAAGCGCUACAAAACAGUUGAGCUUUGAAGGUAGACUCAAAAUACGCGACGACUCGGCGCAUAAUGGCACGGCAGCUGCACGCGAAAAGACGUCUGAACGAAAGAAAAAUCCCAAGGUCCACAGUGACUCGGUCCACGGUGGUAUCACUCACGCAUGUCGUACGUGUGGAAAGACAUUUACACGAAAAAUUUACCUCAAAAAUCAUAUUGAAGGGUUGCACAAUGGUAUCGGUUAUGCAUAUGGUAUAUGCGGAAAAAAGGUCGUAAAUAAGGGUAAUUUAAAAAAACACAUCGAAUCGAUGCAUAAUGGUGUCAGUCACGAAUGUAAUAUUUGCAGAAAUGUUUUUAAACAAAGACAUGAUCUGAAUAGACAUAUCGAGUUGGUUCAUAAUGGCAUUUCACAUGCGUGUGAUAUUUGCGAAAAGACAUUCACACGGAAGGGUCAUCUCAAAAUCCAUAUCGAUUCGGUGCAUUAUAAAAUCAAGCAUGCAUGUGGUAUAUGCCAAAAGAUAUACUCAGAAAAGAGUACUAUGAAAAAACAUAUCGAUUCGGUGCAUAAUGGCAUUUCACAUCCAUGUGAUAUAUGCCCAAAGACAUUCUCAGACAAGAGUAAUCUUAAAAAACACAUCGAUUCGAUGCAUUAUGGGGUCAAACAUGCGUGUGGUAUAUGCCAAAAGACAUUCCCACACAAAGUUAGUAUCAAAAAACACAUCGAUUCGGUGCAUAAUGGAGUUUUACAUGCAUGUGAUGUUUGUGGAAAGACAUUCACUCAAAAAGGUAAUCUCAAAACUCACAUCAAGUCGGUACAUCAUAAAAUCACGCAUCCAUGCGAUAAAUGCCAAAAGACAUUUUCAGACAAGCGUACUCUCAAGAAUCACAUCGAUGCGGUGCAUAAUGGUGUCAGACACGAAUGCGAUUUUUGCGGAAAUAAAUUCAUAACGAAAAGUUAUCUUAAAGUUCACAUCGAGUCGGUGCAUAAUGGUGUCAGACACGAAUGCGAGAUUUGUAGCAAGAAAUUUACAAGCAAGAAAAAUAUAACAAGGCACAAGGAUGAAAUGCACAAUGGUACCACCCAUGUAUGUGAGACAUGCGGUAAGAUAUUCGGACGAAAAAGGAGUCUCGAAGCCCACACCGUUAUGGCACAUCCCUCGCCCAUUGCGAACUGAUAACUUUAGAAAAUUCAUGUGUCAAUUGUGACUCGACGAUGUAGUGCGUUUAGUUUCACUGACGAUUGAUUUACAAUUUUUUUUGUUAAUUACGAUAAUUCAAAUUCUUCCUAUAUUUUGUAUCAUAUCAAUGUGUAAAAACGUCAACAUUUUUUGUAUUAUAAAAUUGAUUGCAAUCCGAAAUCACAUUGUGAAAUUCGCUGCUAAUCAUAGCUCGCUCUUUAAACUUUAUAAUUUUGACUCCUAGCUAAUACAUGCUUCGAAAUUCAAUAAAAUAAUCGUUGCUUUACAACGACUAUCUCCGAUAUUGUAA